Messenger RNA from Angiostrongylus costaricensis, 621 nucleotides. The record is from the annotation of a GenBank genome assembly. Lineage: Eukaryota; Metazoa; Nematoda; Chromadorea; Rhabditida; Metastrongylidae.
AUGCUUAGAGAUAUUUUCCUGGCGGUGUGUUUGACAGUUUUCUCAAAAGUGUCGUUUGGAAUCGAGCUGACCUUCGAGUUACCCGAUAAUGCUAACCAGUGUUUCUUCGAGGACAUUGAAGCCGAUGUAAAUUGCAUUCUGGAAUUCCAGGUUGUUGCUGGUGGGCAGUACGAUGUCGACAUGACACUGGAAGAUCCCAGUGGGAAAGUGCUUUAUAAGGACGUAAAAAAGCAAUAUGACAAUUUUAACUGGAAAACACAGGUAACUGCUGGUACCUACAAAGCUUGCUUCUCAAAUGAAUUCUCGACAUUUUCGCAUAAAAUUGUUUACAUGGACUGGCAGGUCGGUGAUCAGAACAACCUCAAUAAAGCUAUAACACCGGGCACUCAUGCAAUGAAUGCGCUGGAAAAUUCUGCUGUUGCUAUAGCAGAUAAACUUCGGGUGGUCGACGAUUACCAGACGCAUCAUCGCCUUCGGGAAGCAACAGGAAGGAAACGAGCGGAGCAACUUAAUGAACGUGUUUUGCUGUGGAGUUUAGGUCAAACGGCGCUAAUAGUGCUCAUCGGGAUAGCUCAGGUAUUGCAUCUGUUCGUUAUCCCUUUUGAAAAUGAGAGUUGUUGA